Molecule: messenger RNA, 765 nt
Organism: Striga hermonthica
Lineage: Eukaryota; Viridiplantae; Streptophyta; Magnoliopsida; Lamiales; Orobanchaceae
Source: the annotation of a GenBank genome assembly
AUGGAGUUCAAGACUACUGUAAGGCACAUGGAUCAUGACAAAAAUCACAACUCAACCGAGCUCCUGCGGCUAGCUCUAGACCGAAGUAGGAAGAGUGGUAAUUUCGACUAUUUAUCAUAUCUCUCAAUCGGCACUCCGUCGGUAUCUUUCCGAGCCUUAAUCGACUCGGUCGACGCCCUAACGUGGACCCAAUGCGCAACCUGCCACAUCCGCUCUGCUCAGCCGACUUCCUUAUUCAAUCCCAUGAAAUCCACCUCGUACGCCACAUUAAAAUGCCCCAACGAGAAAUGCAAAUUGUUCAAUUACAAUGGUUGCGAUAAACGUCCGUCUGGCACCACGUGCAUGUACAACCUCUUGUACGGAGAUGGCAGCUGGACCCAAGGCGACCUGGCGACCGAGACCCUCUGGUACGAGGCCGACAAGGUCCCCGUCCCGAGAGUCCUGUUCGGCUGUGCAUAUCACAGUUUUGGAGAUCCAGUAAAUAGAGGCGCUGGGAAUUUGGGCCUGGGACAAUGGAACGAAACCUUCGGCUCCCAACUCGACGUGUGCACGUUCUCCUACUUCCUGCCCUUAUUGGGCUCCAAAGAGACCGACAAUGUGUUAUUCGUCUCUUUACCCAUAAAGAGACGACCGGUCUCAUUGGAGCCCAAUGGGGGCAGGCAGUAUGAAAAUGCGAGCAAGUCGAGUGGGGAGACGAAUGUUUUGUUCCAUCGGCCCAAGCCCAAGUUCCCCGCGCCUCCAUUUACUGGAUCUCUGAAACUGUGA